AUGAGGGGGCCCCCAACAGAGCCGCAACAAGAACAGCAGCAGCAGCAGCAGCAGCAGCAGAAGCAGCAGCAGCAGCAGCAGCAGCAGCAGCAGCAGCAACACCCACCCAACUAUCAAACAAAAGAUCAUCUGUGGGGAAUCCUUAACCCCCCCAGCAGGUGGGAGACACUGCAGCAAGAGCAGCUAGACGCAGGGGGCCCCCAGGGGGCCCCCAAGGGGGCCCCCCAUAGACACCGGUUGAGUCGGCAGCAGCUGUGGGCCCUCGUAUCUACACCUGAGCCUUUGCUGUCUGAAGAAGAGUUUAAUGCUGCUUUUGCUGCAGCACUAGAGCAGCAGCAGCAGCAAGACCAGCAGCAGCAGCAAGAUCAGCAACAGAAGCAACUACAGGACGGCCAGCAGCAGCAAAUAGAAGAGCAGCAAAAGCAGCAGCAGCAGCAGCAAGACAGCGAAGAGACAGUCUCUGUCUCCCUCUUCUUCUCUGCUUUUCUUAAAGCAGUAAAGACCCAAGUGUCGCGCUCCAGAGGGCCUCUACGGCUCUCGCCUUACCUUGAAGCAUACCUAAACCCUAAACCCUAA
Messenger RNA from Eimeria acervulina, 576 nucleotides. RefSeq lists its product as hypothetical. Bases 1 to 576 code for a protein of 191 amino acids. The record is from RefSeq and is a predicted model, not a curated record. Lineage: Eukaryota; Apicomplexa; Conoidasida; Eucoccidiorida; Eimeriidae. The transcript has 2 exons.